CCAUAAUGGUGCGCUUGAAUGUCCUGGCUGAUGUUCUCAAGAGCAUCAACAAUGCCGAAAAGAGAGGCAAAUGCCAGGUCCUUAUAAGGCCGUGCUCCAAAGUCAUUGUCCGGUUUCUAACUGGGAUGAUGAAGCAUGGUUACGUUGGCGAAUUUGAAAUUACUGAUGAUCACAGAGCUGGGAAAAUUGUUGUCAACCUCACAGGCAGGUUAAACAAGUGUGGAGUGAUAAGCCCCAGAUUUGAUGUGCAGCUUAAAGACCUAGAAAAAUGGCAGAAUAAUCUGUUCCCAUCCUGUCAGUUUGGUUUCAUUGUAUUGAUAACCUCUGCUGGCAUCUUGGACCACAAAGAAGCAAGAAAACACACAGGAGGAAAAUUCCUAGGAUUCUUUUUCCAGGGAUGUAAAACAUUCAUAUAA
Marmota monax (woodchuck) is the source of this 416-nucleotide messenger RNA. Its product is annotated as small ribosomal subunit protein uS8-like. The record is from RefSeq and is a predicted model, not a curated record. Gene Ontology annotation, molecular function: structural constituent of ribosome. Gene Ontology annotation, cellular component: ribosome; cytosolic small ribosomal subunit. Lineage: Eukaryota; Metazoa; Chordata; Mammalia; Rodentia; Sciuridae. Bases 6 to 416 code for a protein of 136 amino acids. Gene Ontology annotation, biological process: translation. The transcript has a single exon.